AUGUCUACUGCUGUUGUUUCACAGUGUUCAGAACUCUCCAGUGCAGGAGAGGAGUAUGUGCUCCUAACAGCAGGAAAUGGCGGUAACCAGAAGCAAUUUGGGUCUGUCAAGGGGAGACAAUUCCUAUUGGCCAACCAGGACUUUGCUCAGCGGUUCUUCAGCUACUGCUACAAUGCUGCCACUUCUGGUAUGUACAUGGGAGGCCAACCAUACGGCCAUACUGACGUUAUGUCCAUGGCGGCCAGCAGAAACUCCAGCGUGCCUGUAGGCCACGCCCACCAGCCUGUAAGUGACAGUGCUGCCAGUACUAUUGCUGGUGCUCUGCAGUCUCUAGCAGCAGAGUUCCAUAUGGGGAGACCUCAGAAUCCUGGGAUGAUGAAUUUAGGAUCGACAGGAAUUGUCGGAGGUGAGGGACAUCAGAACUAUGACUUGGCAUCACAGGAACGAGAUGUUAUGUCAAAUUACAUGGGCAGUGUACCAUACAGUAAUCAACACACAAACAUUACCUCUGGAUACCUCAACAAUCUGAAUCAUUCAAAUGUUUGUGUUCCAAAUACAAAUACCCACUCUAACGACUAUCUCCUCAGAACAGGUAUUGGAAAUGAAAGUUUUACAAACCAAACGAUGAACAGGGAAAAUUUGAUUCCUAAUUUGACUGAAAGCAAUGCUAAAUCUCACGAAGAUUUUACCAGGAGUCAGAAAGAAACAACUAAAUCUGUUGGUAAUGUAAGCGAAAAUUCAAACUUUGUUGAGAACCCAAAUAAAUGUGCAAAUUUUACUGACAAUCAAGAGACAAAUCAAAAUUUGGAAUCAAUUUCUAAAACAGAAAAGAUAUUAGAAGAAGAUCCCAAAAAGCAGAUUGUCAAUCAAACAGAGUCGUCAACUGAUCAAGAAGUGACAACAUCAGUUAACACAGAAAAUAGUCAGGAACAUGUCUCGGAAAAAAGCAAUGCUGUGACUGCAAAUCCUCCUGCUGAAAAGCAGUUUGACGUCUCCGAUGAUAGUAACUUCAGUAUUGGGUUUGAGACGGACUUGAACUUACAUGAGCAACAAAAUAAUUUGAAGUUGGUCAUUAGUAACGUUGUCUCUUGUCUGGACCAAGAACAAGCUGCAGAUGUCAAACACGGAGAAAAUUCUACGGAGAAAACAACAAGAAAUCAAGAGGACAACUGGAGGAGGAAGUUGAGAAAAAAAAGUUUGAAAGAAACCCGACAAACAAAAGCAGGAAAAGAGAAAUCUCCAAGUGCAGAUGAAAAUGAUGAAUUGGAAUCUGCGGGCGAGCUAACUGAAAAAGAAGAGGAAGAUUAUGCGAUUUCUGAUGAAAAUGAUAGUGAGGCUACAAUUGUUUCCGACACAGAAACUGAUGAUGGGUCCUGUUUACGUGGUGCUGCAAAACGGAAGGCAGCAUUUCAGUGUCAUCGUUGUGGUGUUUGUCACAAAACUUUUGCAAAUUCAUCAAAUUUACGUCGCCAUGAAAAGUCACAUGGUGUUCAAGGUGACCAGCGCAGGUGUACCAAGUGUAACAAGUUUGUGCUUGUGAAUGAUAUGAAACGUCAUUUGAAAACAAAGCAUGCAAACGAUAACAAAAGACAAAAAUUACACUGUAAAGAAUGUGGGAAAAUCUGCAUGUCAAAGUCAAUUUUACGUCAGCAUAUUUCAAAGAAACACUCAGAGGUGAACUUCAAGUGUGACAGGUGUCACAAAACCUUCAUGUCAGAAGAUGCCUUCAAAAGUCACAUGGUGAAACACUUAGAGAAACAUUUCUGUGUAAUGUGUCAACAGAAUUUUCCUAACCGUGCUAGUUUAGCUCAGCACUCCGCUGAAGCACAUCCAAACAGUAGUCAGAUUGAGAUUAUCAAAUGCAAUGUAUGUGGGCGACGGAGGGGGCAGGAACACAAGUGCCCGGGGAAGAAAAUCAAAGUACCCAGAGAGUUCAUCUGUCACAUAUGUAAUAAGAAGUUUUCACGGAUACAAAACCUUAAUCUUCAUCGCCGAAUACACAGCGACAACCGUACCAAGCUGAAGUGUGACCAGUGUGACAAGCUGUUUUCUGAUAGGUGUAGUUUGAAAAAACACAUCAAAUACGUACAUAGUGCGGAAAGAAAUUUCAUCUGUGAUGUGUGUGGAAAGUCCUUCAAACAGAAUGAUACUUUAAAGAACCAUGUAAGAAUUCAUGCUGAAGAAAAGACCGAUGAGUUUAAGUGUGAUCUUUGCUCUAAGUUACUCUCCAGUAAGUCUGCAUUAAAUGUUCAUCAGCGUUCUCACACGGGAGCGAAACCUUACAUGUGUGAAAUCUGUGGUAUGUCCUUCCGUCAAGUGGCCAAUAUGAGGAAGCACAUGUUGAUUCAUACGACUGCUAAGGCCAACCAGUGUGACCUCUGUGGCAAAGAGUACAAAUACCGUGACUCCUGGAAGGCUCACAUGAGGAGUCACGUCAUCAAAGAAGGUCUGCGACACGAGGUCAUCAAAACCAAAUACGGGAAGGUGUAUAACUGUGAAUACUGCCAGAAACAAUUCUCUACCGCCUCACAGUACAAAGUCCAUCUCCGAACACACACCGACGAACGACCAUUCAAAUGUGACUUGUGUGAAAAGGCUUUUAAAGAAAAGGGUAAGCUGAGUCGCCACAUGAAUCGUGUGCAUGUCCAUUCUCAAGUGUUAUCCCUGCAUCCUCAUCAAAAGGUGUCUAUGGACAGUCGAAUUGUUGUACCUGUACCGAAUGACCAAAUGUUCUACACAGGUGUUGUAGCUGGGGUGUAAAUAUAACAACA
Messenger RNA from Ylistrum balloti, 2771 nucleotides. RefSeq names its product zinc finger protein 235-like. Bases 1 to 2760 code for a protein of 919 amino acids. NCBI's taxonomy places the organism in Eukaryota, Metazoa, Mollusca, Bivalvia, Pectinida, Pectinidae. The record is from RefSeq and is a predicted model, not a curated record. The transcript is spliced from 2 exons.